Molecule: messenger RNA, 2462 nt
Organism: Anarrhichthys ocellatus (wolf-eel)
Lineage: Eukaryota; Metazoa; Chordata; Actinopteri; Perciformes; Anarhichadidae
Exons: 18
Coding region: 145-1995 (616 amino acids)
Molecular function (GO): protein binding; RNA binding
Source: RefSeq, a predicted model, not a curated record
AGGCAGAAGCUGGUCAAGAGCGCGCAAACAACAUGCACGCUGCAAAAGUUACAGGCUGCUUACGUUAAAUUAAUUCAACUUUGUGUGCAAUUAACUUGCAUUCACGAGUGUAUGAGGCUUUGGGAAAAGCAUGGGUGACUAAACAUGGAUAUAUUUAGAGACGAGAGUGAGUUUACUGAUGUCCGAAUGGUCCAAAGGGUCAUGGAUUUGUUUGAGUGUCGUCCUGGUUUUCAAAAGAUAGUAAGACUUGGCCUUGUUGCGGGUAUGAAAUGCGAUGAUGAGGAUGGAACUGACAAGAGUCGUGAUAGAGGAUUAAGUGGGAGCCAUACAAGGUCGUCCGGCUCUGUUUAUCCGCUUCCACUGCAUUACUACGCUUCAUCACGUGAGGUUCCUUGCCCGCACUCUGUAAAAGUUGAAGCAAAGGAGAGUGACUUUGAAAGAAAAGCCAGAUUAUUAGAAGAAGUAAAAAAAGUGAAGGAAAAGGCUGAGAAGAAGCGACUUAAGAAAAUGAAACGAAAGGAGAAAAGACGGCUUCAGAAGUUGGAGAGGGAAAAACGCAACCCUAUAAAAAGUGAAGAGCAAUCUAAAACAGAGGGCAGCAAACGAGUUAACGAUGAAUCCAAAAUCAAUACCAUUUCUAGUGAUAAACAGUGUGCCUCAGCAAAAGAUACAGACAGCAGUGGCAGUAGUGACGACGAAUCCAGUGAUGAAGAUAGCGACACCAGGAAUGACUCGGGCGACUCUGAGGAACUGGACAUGACCAGCACUUUUGUGAGUAAAGCUGCUCUUAUAGCCAGGCGUAAAUUGGAGCAGAAGCCCAAGCCCGAGAUGAGGGAGAAAAAAAAGACGCCCGUCAAAGAACCUAAAAUCGUCCCCGACAAACCUAACGAAGACCCGGAUGUUGAAAAGAAGGAUUCUGCCACCCGCAGCAGCCCUGCUUUUGAAGAUAAUGUAAAAAUAAGUACUGAUCUUGCAGUUAUUGGAAAUAGGUUUGCAAGUGCUGGAGACUUUAAUAUGGCUGUGAAAUACUUCACCGAUGCAAUAAAGUACAACCCUACAGAGUUUAAGUUGUUUGGCAAUCGUUCCUUCUGUUUUGAAAAGAUGCAAGAAUAUGAGAAGGCGCUGACUGAUGCCGAGUUGUCUCUGAGCAUGUGGCCGGGCUGGGUUAAAGGCCUGUUUAGGCGGGGCAGAGCUUUGGCAGGUCUAAAGAGGUACGAGGAGGCUGGCCAGGCCUUCAGGGAGGUUCUCAAACUGGACAGUUCAUAUGCGGAGGCUGCCCAGGAACUGAUGCGGGUGCAGAUAACACAACUAAUGGAGUAUGGUUUCACUCGGGAGCAGAGCUCAAAUGCUUUAAUUAUUCAUGAGACGGUACAAAAGGCACUAGAAGUGCUGUCCAAACUAAACCACCGGCCUGGAUCUAUUCAUUCAAAUGGCACUGUCCAACCGGCUCAAGUAGCAAAUGUCACCGGAGUCUCGCCAGUCCUUUCAGCCAACACAAUCCCUGCUCCACCAAAACCAGCAUUUCAGAACAAACCUUUAGGCCCAGUUCAGAACAUGUCGAAUGUCCAUAGUCAACCCACGAAGACCAACAACAUGCACCCACCGCAGGAGCUGUUUCCAGUUUGGGUGGGAAACUUGGUUUACCCAGUAACCGAGUCUGUGAUAGCAAACAUGUUUAGCAAGGUCGGGGCUGUUAGUAGUGUGAAGGUUCUGACUUACAAACGAUGUGCCUUCGUUAACUUUACAAAACAAGAGCAUUGUGAUGAAGCAAUCAGACGCUUCCAUGGGUGUGAGCUGAACGGCAUGAAGAUUGCAGUGAGGUAUCCAGAUAGGAUUCCUCAAGGUUUGGGGAUUUCCAGAUCUGCCAUCAAAGCUGUGGACCUGCAAGAUGAUAAUAUGAGGCAGAGCGAGUACAGUGAAGCGUGGAAUGCAGUUGGAAGCAGAAGACCUUUUCGCUCUUACAGACCAGUCCCAGACUACAGAGGCAACUACUGAAGAGAGAGGCGCCUGUAAACGGGUCCGACUGGCCUUCUCAAUAUAAAGCAUAACCACUUAUGUCCAUUACAGGUUUGUAAGGCUUUGCAAACCAUUAUCAGUAGACGAGAAAUGAAUGUUUAUUUGGUAGAAAUUAUUUUUUUAACGAAUAAAUGUAUUAGUCACUGAAAAUGACUAACUUUAAAGAAAUUAUAGUUUGACUUAAAGUAUACUAUGCGAGCUGAUUCCAGGUUAAUAAAUGCUUCUUUAUGCCAAAAUUGUUUAUUUUAAGUCGAUGUACAGUAUAUCACAGCUGGUGGUGAAGCGUUCAAAAUAUUUGUCUGAGACAUUUGAUAUACACACAUGCAGGAAUCAUAAGAGCCUCAUUACAUUUAUCUAAAUGAUCUAUAAUCAGAAUCACUUCAAUACAUUUACUGUUUAUUUUCAUCAAGUUACAGUUCAUUCAAGAAUUAAAGAUUCUUUUAUAA